GAGAGGAGUUAGUGCACUGGGGUCCCCUCAGGUGUUUGGCUCCAGUCAUGGACGGGAAUUCAGAGAAAGUGCCGAUCGCCUCGGCGGGACCAGAGGAUCUGCAGCACUUCAUGCCCCCGGCCUACUCCGCCGUGGCCGUGAAGCCCACCGCCACUGGCCGCCUUCUGAAGGCCGGGAUCGCUGUGCUCAUCGCCGGGGCUUUCCUACUGCUACUGGGGGCAGUGGGAGCGUUCUACUUCUGGAACAACAAUGAAAAACACGUCUACAAUGUCCACUACAGCAUGAGCAUCAAUGGAAAAGUGGAGGAGGGUACAAUGGAGAUUGACUCGGCCAAUAACAUGGAGCGAUUCAGCACCGGCAGCGGGGCGGACGAGGCCGUGGAGGUCCAUGACUUUGAGAUUGGGAUCACAGGCAUCCGGUUUUCAGGGGGGGAGAAGUGCUACAUCAAGACCCAAGUGAAGGCCCGUCUACCUGACGUGGAGGUUCUCAACAAGGACUCAUUGACGUUCGACCUGGAGGACGAGGUGAUGCCGGCUAAGUUCGAGGACGAUCUGAUCUGGGUGGCGGCUGACGCUCCCCUCUCGGACUCCGGCUUCCUCAGCAACAAGAUAAAGGACCUGUGUGGAGACCUGCCAAUCUUCUGGCUCCGACCCACCUACUCAACCAGCGGACUGAGGGAGCGCAGGGCGGCCCCCCGCCAGCGCCGCCGGGCCCCCGGGGCCGGGGAGGAGGAGGAGGACGUGGAGGCCGAGUUCAACCCGGAGAACCCUUAUCAGAGAGGCCUGGAGGGCGAGGAGGAGGGCGCCAUGAACAUCGACCCCAUGCUGGACCACCAGGGCGUGUGCUGCAACGAGUGCCGCCGCAGCUACACCCACUGCCAGAGGAUCUGCGAGCCGCUGGGGGGGUACCACCCGUGGCCGUACCACUACCGGGGCUGCAGGGUGGUCUGCAGGGUCAUCAUGCCCUGCAACUGGUGGGUGGCCCGCAUUAUGGGUCUGGUGUAAACACCCCCAACCACCUGGGACGCGGUGGAGUCCCAAAAAGGAGAGGGUGAA
Molecule: messenger RNA, 1055 nt
Organism: Pungitius pungitius (ninespine stickleback)
Lineage: Eukaryota; Metazoa; Chordata; Actinopteri; Perciformes; Gasterosteidae
Product: leukocyte cell-derived chemotaxin 1-like
Exons: 7
Coding region: 48-1004 (318 amino acids)
Biological process (GO): negative regulation of endothelial cell proliferation; negative regulation of angiogenesis
Source: RefSeq, a predicted model, not a curated record